Messenger RNA from Ictidomys tridecemlineatus (thirteen-lined ground squirrel), 1280 nucleotides. Lineage: Eukaryota; Metazoa; Chordata; Mammalia; Rodentia; Sciuridae. The record is from RefSeq and is a predicted model, not a curated record.
AGAUGACUUCAGGAAACCACAGAGUUGGACGAUAAAAAGAGGGAAAUCCUGGCAAGGAUCAGCCCUGGGAGUAGAUGGCCCAGAGACUGGGAGUGUCACAGAUUGGUUGGACCCAAGGGAGCCUCCGUGGCACUAAAGAUACCUUCCUCACAAGUGAAGAAGAGUUGGAGGUGGUGGAGAGAGGCUGUGCCCACUCAGAGAAAACCAACAGGACCAUGAGCUACCGGACCAGCUCACAGAUCAUCAGCCUUACAGAGACCGUGUGUGGAUUCAAUUUGUGCAACCAGCCCAAAUCUGUUCGGUCACGCAACACCCCCUAUGGCCGUUACCUUGAAUGUGUCUCCUGCACCUCAUCCGACAUGAGCUGCGAGAGGGGCCGGGAGCAGAGCCUGCAAUGCCGCUACCCUGGAGAGCAGUGUGUCGAGGUGGUGACCCACCGGAGCCUGGAAGGAAACACAAGGGAUGAGCAACACUCCCGGGGUUGUGGCUAUCUUCCUGGCUGCCCAGGUCCCACUGGCUUUCACAACAACUACACUUUCCACUUCCUGCAGUGCUGUAACACCACCAAAUGCAACAGGGGCCCAGUCCUGGAACUUCAAAAUCUGCCACCAAAUGGAAUCCAGUGUUAUAGCUGUGAGGGCAACAGCACCCAUGGAUGUUCCGCCACAGAGACUUCCCUUAUCGACUGCCGUGGCCCCAUGGAUCACUGUCUGGAAGCCAUAGGCACCAAUGGGCUGGAGAGCCAGAGCUACACCGUAAGAGGCUGUGCGACAGCCUCCUGGUGCCAUGGCUCCCACGUGGCGGACACCUUCAGCCUGACCCGUCUCAAUGUCUCGUGCUGUUCUAAAAGUGGCUGUAACCACCCGGUCCAAGAUGGCCAGUACCGCAGAAGUGGUGCCCCCGGCCAGCCUGGCCCUGCGCACCUCAGCCUCACCAUCACUCUGCUUGCGACCAUAAGGCUAUGGGGAGGCGUUCUUCUCUGGACCUGAACCCCAAGCCCCCACCCUGGCUGGACCCGGGGUAGCACUCUACCCUUACCUCAGCUCUCGUCCCGCAGACUUGGGUGCCAGUGUCCUCUCUGGGACUCAGCUUUCCCAGCUCCAAAGACCUAGCUCACUCAGUGUUCCUGAGAACCAGGGAAAGAAGUUGGGGAAAACUAUAGGUCAGUGCGGGACACUCUUGGUUUUAUUAAUAUUUUUGUCAUUGUUAUUGUGUUAUUAUCCAUUAAUGUUCAUAUUAUUUAUUUUAUAUGUAAAUAAAUUUUUUUAAUAGUGAACCAA